Molecule: messenger RNA, 1656 nt
Organism: Scylla paramamosain (green mud crab)
Lineage: Eukaryota; Metazoa; Arthropoda; Malacostraca; Decapoda; Portunidae
Source: RefSeq, a predicted model, not a curated record
GAGUCUAUCCCGCUCCUCACUUGCUGUUCCACAUCAGACAUCUCUCUUCUCUUUCAGCUGUUUCCGUCCUACUCUCCCACUUUCCUGCUGCACCAGCACAAAGGUCCCCACCACACCGUUGCUCCCACUCCAUAUGGCAGUGUAGCGCCAGUCACCAUGCGCUGCGCACGCGUGAGUGAUGUUUACAACCACUGGUCGUCGUCGUGGUGCUCUCUAUGUUUCGUGGUUCUUGUUUCUUCUAUAUUUUAUCUUCCUCAAAACUCGUAAUUCAGACAUACGAUCUGCGGACGCCGUGCCUUACGAUGAAUACGAGUGCGGGUGUCCACGAUUCGGUCCAUCCCUUCGGAGUGAUGUUUUGUCUUUGUGCAGUGAGUGGUCCAGUAGCCGGGGAGGAGGCCAGAAGGUGGUGGCGUACAGUGUUUAUGGUGAUGUCACCAAGAAGGAAGUCAACAGGCAAUACUAUUCCGAAAUAGAAGAAAGAGCGAAGGAUGUAGCCAGUCAUUAUGAAGGCUGGGUGAUGCGGCUAUACCACAACAUAUCGAGGUCACAUAACAACAGUGACUUACUAUGUGUCCUGUAUUGCCGGUACCCUCACCUUGACCUAUGCCUUGUGACGCAUCUGUACCCACCUCCUCCACAAGACACAGGAAGGAAGGUCACAACGAACACGACAGCAAUGAGGGGGCGCAUCUCUCUUCACCAAAACACAAAAGCGAGUUAUGAGAAGCGACUAGUGGGAAAGAUGUGGCGCUUUCUACCCAUGGCGGAUCCUUUGGUGUCCGAGUUCCUGGUGAGAGAUCUUGACUCCUCUAUCCUCCCCCGGGAAGUGGCGGCAGUGAGGCAGUGGCGAGCCAACUCCACAGCCCUUGUGCACCUUAUGAGAGACCAUCCCAGUCACAACGGCCUCAUUCUUGCAGGCAUGUGGGGAGGAUCGAGAGAGCGAGGGGCAGCUAACCUGACCUCGAUGCUGCACGCCAUGACCCGCUGGCCUCCACGUGACAUAUGGGACUAUGACCAGAUGCUCCUCAAGAGAGUCGUCUGGCCGGAGGUCCUGGAUAGCGUUCUUGCCCACGAUAGCUAUUUCUGCGCCAACCCGCACUUCCAGUCUCGCCACCGAGCCGUACCCUUCCCCACGCGGAGGGACGGCCGCCUCUUCGUUGGGUGGGGACGCACCAGAGCCGAUGAGCGGAAAACUAUCAUUGAUUGCCCUGUGCAGUGUAGGCCCAGGAAUCACCUAGACUGGCGACUGUGCUAGGUGAGAGAGAGAGAGAGAGAGAGAGAGAGAGAGAGAGAGAGAGAGAGAGAGAGAGAGAGAGAGAGAGAGAGAGAGAGAGAGAGAGAGAGAGAGAGAGAGAGAGAGAGAGAGAGAGAGAGAGAGAGGGAGGGGAGAAGGCAAGGCAAACGUGUAUGAGAUAUGAACCAAAAUAUCAUCUGAUGAUUUUUUGAGGACAGCCCCAGCACAUUUAAUGUUGUGUCCUUGCAUUAUUAUAUAGUCACGCUCAAGACCAGCUUGCAUUUUUGUUGAUGAACUUUAAGCUAAAUGGGGAAUGAUUAUGCGGAGUGCAGCUUCAUGUUUUCAUGUUUCUGUAUUUAAAAAUAAAGCCGAUAUAUAACUUUUUUUUUUAUAAAAAAAAAUAAAGAAAUGUACUAAAUAUA